CAACAGCUCCCUCCACGUGCGGGUAAGAAGCAUCCAGUCGUUCGACGAUCAAUCCGAAGAAAAGGAAAGACGCAAGGCAAGGAAAGUCAGAAAGCAGUAGCCGGGAGAUCGGAAGAGACUGUGAUCGACCGUUUCUCAGAUUGCCGGGAAAUCCUCCAAAAAUGGUGUAACCUACCUGUUGAAGCUCUCAGCUCCUCAAUGAAGCUCCUCGUCGGUGUUCUCUUUUCCUUCUUCCUCGCUCUUCCUUCCGCCGUCGCCAGAGGCGGCGAACGCGGUGGCACUCUCUCAGAGUAUGAGAAUGAUAGGAGCAAUGUGGCUACUACUAAAGCGCGGGUUUUGCUUGAAGAUGAGAAGUCACCGAACAAGAUCGCUAGAGCUCGUGGGUACAUGACGAACUCGGAUCUCGAGAAGGCGGUGAAGGAUUUUGGGCGAAGAUGUAGCAACAUUUCUAGGAUAUACAGCAUUGGGGAGAGUGUGAAUGGAGUUCCACUGUGGGUAAUAGAAAUUUCUGACAAGCCUGGGGAAGAAGAGGGCGAGCCUGCGUUCAAGUAUAUUGGAAAUGUUCAUGGGGAUGAACCUGUUGGGCGUGAACUUCUUAUUCGGUUAGCUAAUUGGAUAUGCGACAACCAUUUGAAGGAUCCUCUGGUCAGAUCAAUUGUGGAAAAUAGUCACCUUCAUAUUCUUCCAUCAAUUAACCCUGAUGGGUUUGCAUUACAGAGGCGCGGUAAUGCAAAAAAUAUUGAUCUGAAUCGUGAUUUUCCUGACCAGUUCUUUCCUCUGAAUGACGAUAUACAUACGCGUCAACCUGAAACAGCAGCAGUUAUGAAAUGGUUGAGUGAGAUACGUUUUACAGGUUCUGCAACUUUGCACGGGGGUGCACUUGUUGCUAAUUAUCCAUGGGAUGGUACCAGUGAUGGAAGGAAACAUUAUUAUUUAUGCCCGGAUGAUGAUACUUUCCGGUUCCUAGCGAGCACUUAUAGUCAAUCUCACCGUAACAUGUCUUUGAGCACGGAGUUCCCAGGGGGCAUAACAAAUGGAGCAUUUUGGUAUCCAAUAUAUGGAGCAAUGCAAGAUUGGAACUAUAUACAUGCUGGAUGUUUUGAGUUGACCUUGGAAGUCAGUGAUGAUAAAUGGCCAAUGAUUGAUGAGAUUCCUACACUCUGGGAGCACAACAAAAUGAGUUUGCUGAACCUUGCAGCUUCAGUUUUGAAGACAGGAGUACAUGGAAGGAUCUUUGCCUCGGAUUCUGGAACUCCUUUGCCUGGAUUUAUCACCAUCAAGGGAAUAAACUACACGGUUAAUGCUGGAAGAGCAUUUGGGGAUUAUCAUCGGCUGCUUGUACCUGGAGAGAGAUAUGAAGUUAUGGCCACUAUGCCUGGGUACAAAUCCAAGACGACAACCAUAUCAUUAGGAGAGACAGCCAUGACAGUGGAUUUCAUCCUCGAUCCAGAGACCACAACCGAGCGGUAUCUAUGGAGAACUUCUGGUUGCAAUUGUGGCGGCAGCAGCAGCAGCAGCAGCAAGUUUGGCCUCGAAAUGUUCUGGACGCUUCACUUCGAAGUUUAUGUUGUUAUCAUCAUAUUGUUAUUUUGGUUUCUGAUAAGGAGGAGAUUGAAAUCCAAUCUCUCAAACGAUAAACAGCAUGCAGCACGAAGUUCCUUACUUCCUGCAUAAGCAACUUGUAGUCAACCAAAAUAGUCAAAAUACACUCUUACCUGUUCUUCACUGAUCAAACAGUCUCGAUAUAGAAUUUACCAAUCUUAGGCAUACUGUGUAACAUAUAUUUUUGUGAACAAUUUCCAAGUGUAUCACUUAACCAGUAAACCUGGAUUGUUAAUUUAAUUAUUCUCAUUUUAUGGUUGAAUUGUAUGAUUUCGAUUUUACGCAAUCUUCUACUGAC
This is a messenger RNA of Linum tenue, 1900 nucleotides long. Lineage: Eukaryota; Viridiplantae; Streptophyta; Magnoliopsida; Malpighiales; Linaceae. The record is from the annotation of a GenBank genome assembly.